AUGUCGAAGAAAGACGAUGUUAUCACUACUCAACAAUUCGAAACGGCCCCAGAUGGCGGAUACGAUGACGAGGUGAUCAAACCUGAUCGAGACCGCCAUGAAGUGGCGGAUGACGAGGCGAGGAACUAUGUUAAUCCGGAUUUGGUCAUAUCUGAAGACGAGAGUAAGAGGAUGAGAAGAAGAAUCCAUAGAAGAGUUCUCCCCUUGAUGUGUUUGGCUUAUAUCACCCAGGCUAUGGAUAAGGGUACUCUAGGACCUGCUUCGAUCAUGGGCUGGAUCGACGACGUAGGAGCUAAAGGCAACGAGUAUGCACUUACAAGUACUCUGCUAUGGUGCGGUAUCAUCGUUGGUGAACCUAUCGCAAACCAACUUGUUAGACGAUUCCCAUUGGGUAAAUUGCUCGGAUCGGCCAUGAUCAUCUGGUCAGGACUUCUUUUGGGCCUCACGUUUUCCUUGUCUAUUCCGCCGGUAUUUGCUAUCCGAUUCCUAUUGGGUUUCUUCGAAAGUCUUUUCGGUCCUGUACUGCUUUCCAUCACUGUACAAUGGUAUUUGAAAGACGAGCAGCCUUUCGUCAGUUCAGUUUGGCAGUCCAUGUUAGGUGGAAGUCAAGCUAUAAUGAGUCUUUUUGGCUACGCCUUUUACCACCUUAAAAACAAAAAAGGCGGUCUUCACGGGUGGCAAUGGAUGACUUUGACCGUAUCUCUCUUCUCGUUCUUUACAGCAGUGAUGACCUUCCUCUUCCUUCCGGACAGUCCCACUAGAGCCCGAUGGCUCAGCGAGGAGGAAAAAACCAAAUACGUUGAGCGAGUCCGAUCGAACAAUCAAGGUAUCAAGCAUAAAGAAUUCAAGAAAGCUCAGAUCUUCGAAGCGAUCUCUGAUCCGUACACCUAUCUCUUGUUCCUGUUGGCGUUUUUCAAUACUUUGGUUGUGGGGGGUAUAAAUACCUUUAAUGCGAUUUUGAUCAAUCAGGCGUUUGGUUUCAGCGUCUUGGAUAGUCAAUUGCUUUCAAUCCCUCUCGGCGCUUGCGUGGUCGUUACGUACAUUCUACAGGCGUAUCUUGUCACCAAGACCAAACAGACCCUCUUGGUGAUGAUUUGCACUGUGAUUCCCAACAUCGUUGGUACCAUAAUGUUGAUCUGUAUAGCACCUACCAACAAAACCAGAGGAGUCUUGAUCUUCGCUUUCUACUUGAUGCAAUUCUUUCAAUCGUGUAACCCUUCGAUAUUCAUGAUGCUAUCUCGUAACUCUGCUGGUCAAACCAAAAAGUCUUUCACUUACGCUACCACAUACAUCGCUUGGGCCGGCGGGAACGCAAUUGCAAGCAACCUCUUUCAGGCUAGAUGGGCCAAAAGAUACCUACCCUCUCUCUAUAUCCACCUCGGCCUAUACGGGGGGUUCAUAAUCACUUGUUUGGUCACUCGGAUCCUCCUAGUCCGACGAAACAAGAAGAAAAUCGCCGCUCAAACGAACGAAGAUGGGACUGUUGUCAAUUUCAAUGCGAGGGCGUUCGAGGAUCUUACUGAUCUCGAGAACCCCGAUUUCAGAUACUCCAUCUAG
Molecule: messenger RNA, 1557 nt
Organism: Kwoniella botswanensis
Lineage: Eukaryota; Fungi; Basidiomycota; Tremellomycetes; Tremellales; Cryptococcaceae
Exons: 13
Coding region: 1-1557 (518 amino acids)
Biological process (GO): L-cysteine transport; transmembrane transport
Cellular component (GO): membrane
Molecular function (GO): L-cysteine transmembrane transporter activity
Source: RefSeq, a predicted model, not a curated record